AUCAUACCAGGCUUAAAGCUGCUCAGCCUGUCCGUCUGCAUUAUGUAGCAAGCUCAGCCACGAGACUUACCGUCUGAAAGAGAGCUCUAAUAAACGGGGUGUUCUUCUCCAGGCAUUAGCAUUGCAAGUGAAUGCUCAGGGGCCUCCAAAAGGCUAAAACCGGCUCUGCUGUAGAUGAUACACCUUCAGUUGACAGAGCCACGCAGAGAGACGUGCAGGGAAGUGGUAGAACUCACCCGAGACAGAGGAAAGGCUUGUGUUAGAAUACAUCUGAAACUAAAACCACAGACGUGUUCCAUCUAUGGAAACAAGCCGAAGAAAUUCAAAAAGAUGGAACAGAACAUUGCUGACUUGUUAACGGAUGCUUUUUCAGACACAUCCCUCUUAUCUUUCCCUGAAGGAGAUUUAGACUUUGAGCCUCUCAAUUUUGAGGAGGACAAACAAGCUCUCUCUCAUGGAAGACUGCCGGUGCUGACCGAGGAAGAGGAAAAUUUGGAUGAGGAUGAAGAAAAGGAAAACAAGGAGCCUAGUUGUGAAAACGAAAAUGUCCCUGGACAUAUCUCACAACAGACAUAUGUGCGUUUGACUGAAGAGUUCACACAACAUAUCAAGGAGCAGGAAGAGGAGGAAGAGGAAGAAAAGGAAGAUGAAGAAGGGGAAGAGGAUGAAGGGGAAGAAGAGGAAGAUGAAGAAGAGGAAGAUGAAGAAGGGGAAGAGGAGGAAGGGGAAGAAGAGGAAGAGGAAGAAGAGGAAGAUGAAGAAAUGGUGGCGGAUGAGCCUGGUAGCCCAACUGAGGCUGUACAUGAUCAUUUCUCAACGGAGACAUGUGACAUAAGUAUGACAGACGAGGAUGAAGACAACGAGGAGGAAAGUGAGGAAGAGGAGGAAGAGGAAAUGAAUUCAGAAGAAGACCCUGGAAUAGAGAACCCAAACGGUUGGUCUGUGGUUGGUCACUACAAUGAAGACGGUUGUGAGAGCGGCGAGGAGCAUAUUGAGAAUGUUGUAGCGAUAGGGCGACCUUUGGCGGAGAAGAAUGUGGAGAACCAUGCCACUGAAAACGAAGACCAUGAGGCUUGUGAGAACAGUGAUGUGAGGUGCUUUGAGGGUGUCACUGAAGAUGUCACCAUGGUGACAACAGAGAGACAGCCGGCUGAGGACCACAAUGACCUGUCUUCCGAUUCAGACCUGGAGGUCAUAAGAAGCCCCACAAAGGACAACCCGGGAGAGGAGGGAUGUAAUGUGGACUUACAUGUUCCACAGGAGACUGAGGAAGAGGAGCAAGAUGAAGGUGACAGAUCUCAAGAGGUGUUCCACGGUGUCACUGAUCCCGCAGCUCUUGCAGAACUACUGGAUGAGGACAAAAUGAAGGACUUCCUGGGUGACGACCACCAAGGGGCGGGGGAAAGCUUUUUCGACUACCCCUCUGACUUCCCCCCAUGUGACUACGACAAGGAUGGAGGGGAAAAGCAAAGCCAACCAAGGAGUGUGAUGCCUGGUCCCCCUGAACCCAAAGUAGAGAGGAACAUCCACUCAGAGAGAACAAAGACGGAGGAGCAGGGCAAACAUGUAGAGCGACAUAGAUGUGAAAAAGAGGAUGCUGACGAGGAAAAACAUGAGGAAGAGGCAGUAGCUGCUAUGCCUCUGGGCGUGAAAGGUGAUCAAGAUUUUGCACAUUGUGCGAUCUGUAAAAGUGAUACAAAUUCUAGCAUGGCAAGGAUAAGCGCUGGCCAUCUUAAACCUGGGAGUUCCAGUGAGAGUUACAGCAACAACUCCAGUGACACUACCAGUGACAGUUCCAGUGACAGUACCAGUGACAGUUCCAGUGAGGAGAAGGUGGAGCCAAAUGAGAUUAAUGAAAGACACUCCCUGGGGCCACAGCACCAUUUUCAAGAUCACAGAGAAGCUGAAGAGGACAGCUCCAAGCAGAGAGUCGCCAAACUGCAUCCUCCAGAGAUCAUCUCUAAAGUCCCAGCGUUAACCUGUCACAAUGAGGCAGAGCCCAGUUGCACGUCUUUAAACACCUCAAAGGGUGCAGGCAACAUUUCCUCCUCUGACUCUGAGGAAAGUUGGAUGUUAGACGCUGAACAAAGAGAGGACAAACAGGAAACUUGGCUUGGCAUUGAGGCUGAGUCAGGGGUUUCUGUACACAGCUACCUUCUAGAACAGCUGGAGGUAGCAGGAGGGUUGGAGAGCCACGUUUCCCCGGACAUCAGCUUGGACACCAGGGAGGAAAACCACUGCGUUGUCUUGGACAACAAGCACGAGGCGUCCGCAACCACAGAUAGUGGAGAAGAAGAGUUUGCAGACGAAGAGGAAGAUGACGAAGAGGACGAGAGGAACUGGGAACAAGAGAAGCUGAGAAUCGACGCGUUCUACAAGUUUUAUGACGACAGCGAGGGAAGCGGGGGGGUUGCCACGGGAACAGGCAGCGUUUCUUCAGAGAGGAAGACUAGAGUUCAGUUUUGCAUGGAUCCGCUGCCUCAAGUCAUCCAGUACACUGACAGCAGUGACAUGGACAUUUCCACGGAUGGAGAAAUGGACCUGGAUUCUAAAGCCAGGCUUGAAGGGCAGAGUGUUCCUGGGAGCCUGAGAAGGAGUUCACCUGUAGGUCAGGAGACUCAAGAGGCCAAAGCGGAACAACAAGACCAAAGACUCAUGGCUCAGACACACCGCAAGAGAGACAGGUGUCUGACCGUGCUGAAGAUCAUCUGCACGAUGACUGUGGUGAUACUGAUGGGACUGGCAAUGUUCUGGUGGACAACAGACCAACUGGACUGGGACUGGUGAAAUUCUGGUGGACAACGCAUCCCUGCAUUUUCAAUGUGUUUGUGUAUAUAUUAAAUAUAUAAUACAUAAACAGUUACCAUCAGGAAAUUGCAUUAUUAACAGAUUUCAAUCUGUUUUUAGACCUGGGAACAGUACUAUUACAGCAACUACACUGAUUGUAAAUAAUGUGUCAAAGCCUUGAGAAAUUAAGCUGUGUUGCUCGGUUUGUUGAGCUGUCAAAGGUGUUCAAUACAGUAGAUCACUCAAUAUUCACUCAAUAUUUAAUACGAUGUCUUCAUUGGGCCUGUCCAAGGAUGCUUGCCUCUGGUUUCAAAAUGACCUUAGUGGUCGAACACAGGUUUGUAGCUGAUGGAACUAGCAAGCAAGCAGGUUUAUUUAUAUAGCACAAUUCAUGAAUAGAAGCAAUUCAAUGUGCUUAACAAAGAAAAAUAUAAAAAUACAAUAUAACUACAUCUAGAUUUCUUUUAGUCACCAAAGUAGUUCUGCAGGGUUUUUUUUUGGGCCGUACAUUGUUCACUUUCUGUUUAAAACACUGUGAUAAAUGGUGAGUUACAUUUUCAUGCCGGCGACACAAUACUAUAGUCCUAAGCUACGGCUCCCUCUCUCGAACAAAAUUUGGUAAUAUAGAACUCAGGUUUGAAAGAGACGUUGGUCUCAGUAGAUUUAUCUGUAUAAGUCAAAGUAAAUAAACUGCAAGUGGUGGUAGGAGAACAAACCGUUUAACUGAGGGCUCAGUUAUUAUCAAUGAAAUUAUGUUUAUUUUUUAAAUGUAUAAUAAAGUUUAUUAUAUGACCAAUCCAU
Molecule: messenger RNA, 3588 nt
Organism: Esox lucius (northern pike)
Lineage: Eukaryota; Metazoa; Chordata; Actinopteri; Esociformes; Esocidae
Product: FK506-binding protein 5-like
Exons: 7
Coding region: 175-2787 (870 amino acids)
Source: RefSeq, a predicted model, not a curated record